Alternaria atra is the source of this 1329-nucleotide messenger RNA. RefSeq lists its product as uncharacterized. The coding region runs from base 1 to 1329 and encodes 442 amino acids. The transcript has 2 exons. Gene Ontology annotation, biological process: siderophore biosynthetic process. Lineage: Eukaryota; Fungi; Ascomycota; Dothideomycetes; Pleosporales; Pleosporaceae. The record is from RefSeq and is a predicted model, not a curated record.
AUGGUGCAACAAGCAAAGCCGAGUACCGCGCAAGAGCCGCUUGUUCUCAAACUUCCUCACCCAUAUCUCACGGCAUACACUAUAGCUAACGUGGCUCCGAAAGGCCAGCCCAUAAGCUACCAGGUUCAGCUUUCUUCAGCAAACACUACGGACAAGGAAGUCGCUCCGCCCACAACUCUGCAUAACGAAACUGUUUCAUUCAGCGACGUUAGCACGUUGAGCCAAGAUGCAGUACCAUCAAUGGGUGACAACAGCUCUUGGGCUCGCGCUCGAAGAUCCCCAUACGUGACGGUCUUUUGGAACAAGGAUCGACCAUCCGUCCCGCAACUCUGGCUCAUCGCCUACGCGUUGGUCUCACUACAUCCCCUAGUUGAGAAUUUCCGCGUGUUAUUUUCAGGGGAAGACUCGCAGGCACUAGCCAAUGAGCUGUACGCCACUGGUCUCUUCCAUUCGCAUCCAAGAGCAUCAAAUGCAUCAGCACCUCACGACGGCCACCUCCUCUUCCGAGGAACAUUCUGGCAGGGCGCUGCAUCUCCAUUCGGUGCCCGUCCAGUUUGGGCACCGCACCUUGACGCCUCCGGAAAGCCGAUCCAGAGACAGUAUCCUCCAUUCCCAUUUCAAAAUGCACCAUCGACUCAGUUCCCGGCUCUACCACGGCACACGCAACACCCUGUUCGUGAACCAAAGCCCGAGCCGGGCUCGAUCAUCUAUAGCCGAUGGGUGCCACACUUGAAGGAGCAUUUCACGAUGGUGGCCCUCGAUUACACCAAUGAUGAGCAUCUCCGCCUAUUCAACAAGUGGCAAAAUGACCCACGUGUCGCUGCAGGUUGGAAUGAAACCGGCACAUUGGAUCAACACCGUGAAUAUCUCCGAAAGCUGCAUGAGGACCCCCACGUACUCACGAUGUUCGCUGCUUUUGACGAUAUACUGUUUGCCUACUUUGAAGUCUAUUGGGCGAUGGAGGAUCACAUGGGUGCUCACUACCAGUCGUCGCCCUAUGACCGCGGCAGGCACUCACUUGUCGGCGACGUACGAUUUAGAGGACCUUACCGAGUUUCUGCAUGGUGGUCUGGUCUUAUGCACUACAUGUUCCUUGAUGAGCCACGCACCUGGAACCUGGUUGGUGAGCCAGCAGCAACGAGCAGCACUGUGCUAGCAUAUGAUUUCGCCCACGGUUUCCACGUUGAGAAGAUCAUGGAUCUUCCGCACAAGCGCAGUGCUCUAAUGAUGGUGAAUCGGGAAAAGUUCUUCACACUGAGUCCCUUUACUUGGGAUGGAGAGAAGAAGGUCCGCCCAAGCCUGGAUGCAGGUGCGAAGGCGAAGUUGUAA